CAUGAGGUAGUUUGUGAAGGUACACUUAUGGAAGGGGAAGAGUCAAGUCCUAUAAUACCAUACAAAAACAUGAGAAGUAACUGAAGAUAGAUCAGAAAGACUGGAUUGCAAUGAUACUGUCUCAUAAUAGUGGUAUGUAAGUAGUGAAAACGUGUGUAGUAGACCAUGUGAUGUAGAAAAUCCUGUGCAAGGGUAGAUAUUAUUCAUUGGAUUUAAAAUGAAGAGGUCAGAUUCAAGGACAAAGUACUAUGCAAAGGAACAUAAGGUGAACAAUAUGUGUUGACAUUCUACGUAUCUUACAUCUUUAGAAAGAUUUUGUCCUCAUGUACAAGAAAGUUGUACAGAAAUUAGGCAACUAUCAGUUACAAAUAAAUUGCUAGUCACAGAUCGCACUGAGAGUUAGCGUUAUUAUUGCAAACAACAACAACAAUUGUAGGUUGUUGAAAAAUGUUUCGAAAGAAGCUGUUUGAUGUAGAUAUUUCUCCUAAGAAUCUGUGCACUUGCUGUUGGUCGCAAAAACCUCGACGGAACAGCGAUAUCCCAACUGCGAAAAAUGGAGUACCAUCACAUGGAACUUUUGAACAGACGCAAAGUGUCGUGGACUGCGCCAGAGGGAAUGGUGAUGGGGAAUCAAACAGUAUGAAAGAGGCGGCUGGAGCGUCCUAUGCCUACGAGGAUGAGACGUCCAGCGACAGUGAUGACGAAGUUCUCAAGCGGUUCAAGACCUCCGUGGAGUCCACCAUCAAGAGGUCCACAAGCCGGUACAGCCAAAAGUCCAGCCCUGCCCACGCCAAUAACGUACCAAAAUCAGUCAGUCAGCAUUCCAACAUCAAACAUGGUACAAUAGCUCCCAGCCAGUCCCUGCUCAGUGGGGAGAGUGUGACGCUUCAUGAUGAGAGACCUCUUGUUAGCCACGCUUCCAAACAUUCCACCCCCUCCAGCACCCCCUCCACCCCUUCUGGUCCCCGCCUGGGAAAACUGAUAGACAUGGAUUCCCCGCUGCGUGCCUCCCAGCCUCUCUCACAGGCCUCCAGUGGGGACAGUGGAACAGUGGUCUCCCAUAGAAAGCCUCGCAAUGAAGCUGGUGCCACGCUCCAAGGGGAGGAGUCUGGAACAGGCACUGUUUCCACCCCAGGGGCAGACUCAUUACCAGGGCCGGGCUCCAUGGCAACCUCCAUAACAACGGGCUCCGCCCACACACUGGAAGGCUCUCAGACCUUCAACAACCAGGCAUAUGACGGGGCCUCAGUACAGGAAAGCCAAGAUCACAUGUUUGACGUCAGUGAUCUUCAGAACGACGUUCCUCUUAUAUCAAAAUGUGGGAGUCUAGAAGUAACAUUCGCAUACAACCCUCAAAAAGGUCGCAUGUCGGUUACAAUCCACCAAGCUCAGGAAAUCCCCUCGAAGGACAGGGGAGGGUCCAAUAACACACAGGUCCGCCUACUUCUGUUGCCAACUAAGAAGCAGCGACAUAAGACCAAAGUGAAACAGGGCGAUAACCCGAUUUACGAAGAGAGCUUUGUUUUCAAUAAAAUAUCAGAAGAGGAUGUGACAGGGUUUGGGAUCCGGUUUCGUCUGUAUGGGGUGGAGAGAAUGCGACGGGAACGGAUGAUAGGGGAGAGCAUCAUCGGGUUUGCCUCUCUUAGUUUGGAAUCACCAUCAACACACUGGGUCAUACUGGAACCUCGCAGCAACCUUAGUCACGGAGAUUCCAAUGCAGACGUCUCAAGUCUGACUCGCAGUGACAGUGGUUCUUCCACCCAGUCUCUCCAACAUGGGGGCAUGCCCGAGCUACUUCUUGGGCUCGCGUACAACGGGACGACCGGGCGGCUGUCGGUCGAGGUCAUCAAGGGCAGUUAUUUUAGGAACAUGGCGAUGAAUCGGGCACCUGACACUUAUGUGAAGCUGACAUUGAUAGCACCUAACGGCAAGGAGGUGGCUCACAGCAAGACGUCGGUGAGGCGCGGCCAGCCAAACCCGCUGUUCAAGGAAACGUUCAUGUUCCAGGUGGCACUGUUCCAGCUUGCAGACGUCACGCUCAUGGUGUCCGUCUACAACAAGAAGUCCAUGAAGAAGAAGGAGAUGAUAGGCUGGUUUGCUUUAGGUUUGAACAGUUCCGGUGAAGAGGAAAACUCCCAUUGGACAGAUAUGAGAGAGAGUAAGGGAGAUAAUAUAUGUCGCUGGCAUGUCCUACUGGAGUCCUAGGAGUAGCCCCCCUUUGUUCCGUUUUGAAAAAAAUACUGAUGUUUCCUUUUCUUGGUGGGUCAUCAUGUGAGAUCUAUUUUGAAUCUCCUGAAUCUGGAUUAAAUGGAAGAUCACAAUAAUUAAAUGUAGAUGAUACAUGUAGUCUCUGUUUUGUGAGUAAAUACUGAAUUUUUGAAAAAUAACAAAUUUAAGUGUGCACUGUUUCUCUAAGCUUAAGUUUAUUUUAUAAAAUAAUUAAUUAUAUAACAGUGUUGAGUACAACAAAAUUUAUCACAUGGGGUGUUAUGCUGUUAAUGCGGGUAUGACAUUGAACAAAGUGAUUUGCAUUCCUUUGGCAAUCUUUUGCAGUGACAUUUAGAUUAAAGUUAAAUAAUGACAUAGAUGGGAUAUUU
This is a messenger RNA of Dreissena polymorpha, 2597 nucleotides long. Its product is annotated as synaptotagmin-16-like. The record is from RefSeq and is a predicted model, not a curated record. Bases 448 to 2205 code for a protein of 585 amino acids. The transcript has 10 exons. Lineage: Eukaryota; Metazoa; Mollusca; Bivalvia; Myida; Dreissenidae.